Messenger RNA from Solanum dulcamara, 3777 nucleotides. RefSeq names its product F-box/FBD/LRR-repeat protein At1g13570-like. Gene Ontology annotation, molecular function: protein binding. Bases 1884 to 3398 code for a protein of 504 amino acids. The record is from RefSeq and is a predicted model, not a curated record. NCBI's taxonomy places the organism in Eukaryota, Viridiplantae, Streptophyta, Magnoliopsida, Solanales, Solanaceae. The transcript has 5 exons.
GUUUUUAUAAUUUGCUUUCCCUUUUCAAUGAACUUACAAUCUCUGAAAAUAAGUAUAUUAGGUGAAUCUAGGAUAUUUAGAACACGGUGCACUACUGAAAGAAGGAAAAAAAUGUAUUAAGCGGAAUUUGGUCCCAAGUAAAUAACUCAACAUUUUUAACCAAGUGCACCAUUUAAUUUUACGAAGAGACCACAGGUUUACGUGCUCUAUAAUUAGCAUAUAAAUUAGACCCUGGACUUUUAGUUGUUGGUUUCCUUUUGGGUAUGUGUAAUAUGUUUGUUAAGUCAAUAAAAGUUGCUUUCUUUAUGCAGUUUUUCAUUUUAAAGCAUAAGAAACUAAUUAAGUUUGUCCCAAAAAUCUUACAAAAAUAGUGUUUUUGGAUGGUUCAGUUCCAGUGGAGUCAGAAAAAUUGUAGGUGAUUUCUUGGUAUAUGCUUAAGGCUGGCGGGUAGAGAUACUGGAUUUAUUUAGGGGUGGGAGGUAGCAGGUACAUGGUGUCAUAGUUGAGUUUAGUGCAAGUUGGCAUAGGGAAGGUUUUAACAUGUUCACUCAAUUAUUUUUCCACGUGUACUGCGACUUAGAACUCUUUGGAGCGUGGUGUUCAUGUAGCAUGCCAUGUUAUUCCAGGGGUAUUUUAAUAUGAAAUCAUGGUAGUUCAUGGGGUUCUGUGAGGGUUAGAUAAUUUUGGUUUGAAACUCGCAAAACGGUGAUAGUUUAAGGUAUUUUGAACCUAUUUACUUUUUUUCUUUACUGUUAUAGGAGUCUUUUAGCCUUCCCUUGUUUUCUUCUUCAGUAAAUUGAGGCUAAUUCUUUUCCACUCAGGCUAAUUCUUUUCCACUCACUGUGUGUGUAUGCAUUUCUAUUUCGUGUCAAACUUGGGGAGUGGAAAUUGGUGGUCUUCAAUUUCCUCUAUAUGUGUUUUUACUUUAGAACUUCUAAACUAUAAUUUCUAAAUAUUUUUUUUCACUUACAUUCUUCUUCAUAAUUGUUAAGGAAAUGAACAAAUGGUUUAGUAUAACCUAUUACUGUUUGAAUAGAAGAUUUGCUUUGUUUUAUAUUCAGAUACCUAACCUAUAAAAAUGAAGCUCUCUUAGAGGUUUGGUGUAAAGCUAACUUUUCUUUUAGUAGAACACAAUACCAAUUGACCUGACAUACUUCAUAUUUAGACAACUUUGUACUUUUAGCUUCUAACGUGUACUGUAAUAAAAUGUCUCUAUUUCUCUGUCAUGUUCCCGGUGAACCUCUUCUCGUUCUCAUUGUCAUCUUGCAUAAACUCGAAAUCAAGCAAAAAAUGAACAUCAAGGAUGAAUCAUUGUAAAUUAUCAUACAUUUAUGUGCCGGAUAACUUGUAAUAUUAUUUUUUAGAGCUAAUGGUAAAACACACACCUAAACUAUCACUUUUUCGUGAGUUUCACACCCUAACUAUUUGUUGUUCCCUUUUCCUACCUAAACUAUCACUAUCUAUGUAACUAAACACACCUCAAAGCUGGUUAAGCCAACUAUCAAUUGUUUCUUUUCCUGCUUGAACUAUCACCAUCUACACAACUAGUUGUGUUUUAAUACAUUUAUGGUAAUAGUUUAGGUCAAAGGUUAGAUGGUGAUCAUUCAUGUAGGAAAAGGGAACAACAAAUUGUUGGGAUGUGAAACUCCCGAAAAGGUGAUAGUUCUAGUGUGUUUUUGAUCAUUGUUUCUAUUCUAUACUUUUAUUUUUGUUUGGCAUGAUGAUGGCAUGAGAUGAGUUUAAAUGGAGAAAUAUGGUCAGGAGGAUUCAUAUACCCGAUCCCGACUUGUUUGGGAUUGAGGCACAAUAGUUGUUGUUAAUCCACCAAUGUAUUUAUGAAGUAUUGAUGAAAGGUGUUCAUGUGGUAAGAGUGCCAUUAAUGGAUGUCAAGAUAUAUUACAUGGAUUUAUUUAUUGGUACUUAUUGACACUGUCAUCAUACCAUAUGGGUAUUUAUGGUUAAGAUUAACAAGUUUAAUUCUUAUGUUAAUUUGGCAUUGUGAAUACCCGCUCUGUUCAGAUAGUUCGGAGAUUCCUUACUUCAUGUUAUUUUCUAGUUACUACAUGUUCUUGCUUCUUGGUGAUUGUUGUUAUAUGAUGCGUCCUAAGGCAAGAAAGCCUUGUCGAAGUCUACUUCCCGAUGCCCUUAGCUACCUUCCUGAUAAUAUAAUUGAUGUCAUUCUGAUGUGUUUGCCUUGUAAAGAUGCUGUGAGAACAAGUAUCUUAUCAAAGAAAUGGAGAUAUCACUGGUGUAGACUUACAAAGUUGGAGCUUGAUGAAUCUCUUUGGAAAACAAAGAAGGAUUUACUGAACCCUACAAUUAAAUUUACAAAGAUUAUGUACCAGCUUUUGACCCUUCAUGAAGGACCUAUUACUAAAUUUACCCUCGAUGUUGUUCAUCUAGCAAGCUGUCCCAAUAUUGACAACUUCAUAUAUUUUCUCUCGAGGAAUGACAUUCAACAUCUUGAACUUCACCUUCCACUUAGAAAGGAAUACAAAUUGCCUUCUUUACUUUUCACAUGUUCGCAGCUGAGGCAUCUAAGUCUUUGUUAUUGCUCAAUACAACAUCCAUCAGCCUUUCAAGGAUUUGAUAAGUUAAUUAGCCUGAACCUAUGGGAAGUCAAUAUUUCUUCUGAGUUGUUGGGAAGUUUAAUAGCUCAUUGCCCAUCGCUUGAGGAGUUGGAGCUGGAUAUCGCAGACAAGUCAGACACAAUUGAAAUUAAGGCCCCCAUGUUGAGAUUGUUUGAUCUCUCGGGCAAUAUAAGUUCUAUCUGCCUAAAGAAUGUCCCUCGUCUGGUAAAAGUAUUGCUGUAUGGUGACUAUAUUAAAGCUGAGGAUCUUGAUUUUGCAAAGGUUUUCGAGUCUUGUCCUUCUCUCGAGCACCUCCUCUUUUUCUCCCUUGAUUCCGCGUUCUCUGCUGGAGCAGGUUAUGAAGCACCGACAAGACUUCCGUUAAAUCUUAACAGCGUCAAGCGAUUUUACCUGCCUGACGUUAUGCUGGUGGAAUCAUAUAUGCUCUCAUAUGCUCUUUGCUUGAUAAGAAGUUUCCCAUAUUUAGAAAAUCUCGAAAUAGAGGUUCAUGUUCACUAUGAAUCUGAAGAUGACGAGGAUGAACCUAUUCCAGAACCCCUUGAGCUCAAACAUUUAUCGGACGUGACCUUUAAUCAUCUCAAGGAAGUUAAGCUAGGCUGCUUAUCAGGAACAGCGUCUGAGUUGCUGCUUAUCAAGUUUUUGUUAGCCGAGUCCCCAGUGUUGGAGAGAAUGCUAAUCGAUCGACGGUAUCUUGAUCAUCAACAUCUUGACACAAGAUUACAAAUAUUUGCGGAGAUAUCAAAUUUUUCGCGUGCAUCACCUAAAGCAGAAGUUGUCUACAUAGAUUUAAGCAGAGCUUUGGCUUAGAAGUUAAAAGACUGAAAAGAGAGAAACAAACGUUGAUGCAGUAAUAUAACGGUUCUUGGUGAAAAUCAUAAGGAAACAUUAUGAUUAUGAAAAGAAAAAUCCUUUCUGGUUUGCUUUAGCUUUUCCAGCAUUCGCCGCCCCUUCAAUAGCCUUUUGCGCGGAUCCUGCACCUGCGCUUCCAGACCUCAACGAGAUUCCAGUAGGCCUUUCUCCUGCGGAAAUAGCCCAAUUGCAUCGGGAGAGUUUACGCUCUUUCCUCCUCUUUCGAUAAGCUUUUCAUAGCCGUAGUCGUAUUCAAGUACCCUUGCAGGGGAAUCCACUUCUGAGAUGGAGGCAGAAAGUAUUGUCGAUGUUUACUUCCUGACGUCUUUAACUACCU